ACAGCAGUUGGGAGUUUGGAGCAGUCACUCUGUCCGUGGCUUUUUUUGAGUUGUUUUUAACGUUUAGUUCCUUGUAGGUUUUAAUUCUUGUUAUCUUUUUGUUGAGUAGUAAAUUCAAAGUUACACUUUGAUUUACAUUUUAUUUAAAAGGAUCCAGGGGAUUCUCCAGUUCCAUUUUUUGGAGUAUCUCCCGUCCACUACCUAAGCUUCUACCUGACCCUUGUUUUUUUUCCCCUUCCCUCAAACACACAUCCCGCAAUCAUGUGGGAAUUCCGCUCCUUCUCCUUUUGGAGAGCGGUUUUCGCAGAAUUCUUUGCCACCAUGUUCUAUGUUUUCUUUGGUUUGGGUGCCUCUCUGAAGUGGGCAGCUGGUCCAGCUAACAUCCUGCACAUCGCACUAGCCUUUGGUCUUGCCCUGGCAACUAUGGUCCAAUCUGUUGGCCAUGUCAGUGGUGCCCACAUUAACCCAGCAGUCACCUUUGCUUUCCUCAUCGGCUCGCAGAUGUCGCUGUUCCGUGCCAUUUUUUACAUCGCAGCACAACUGCUGGGAGCAGUAGCUGGAGCUGCAGUACUGUAUGGCGUUACCCCUGCAGCAAUCCGUGGCAACCUGGCUCUUAAUACGCUUCAUCCUGGAGUGAGCCUUGGACAAGCAACCACAGUGGAGAUCUUCCUUACCCUGCAGUUUGUGCUUUGUAUCUUUGCCACUUAUGAUGAAAGGAGGAAUGGUCGUUUGGGUUCUGUAGCUUUGGCUAUUGGAUUCUCCCUCACACUUGGUCAUCUCUUUGGGAUGUAUUAUACUGGAGCCAGCAUGAAUCCAGCUCGAUCUUUUGCCCCAGCAGUACUCACCAGAAAUUUCACCAACCACUGGGUCUAUUGGGUUGGUCCUAUCAUCGGUGGAGCACUUGGGGGUCUGGUGUAUGACUUUAUCCUCUUCCCCAGGAUGAGAGGCCUGUCUGAGAGACUUUCAAUCCUCAAAGGGGCCCGGCCUGCAGAGCCUGAGGGCCAGCAGGAAGCGACGGGCGAACCUAUAGAGCUGAAAACACAAUCUCUAUAAACUAAACCUCUUCACAACAAAGUAGCAGCACACCGACACACACAUUUGGGCCUAGAUAGCAUAAUAUCCGUCGUGAGAGGUGUGUUAAGGGAGGGAUGGUCGGGAUAAUCUUUGAGAAAUGUUUACUUUCUUACCAGGCUGUGGGUAUUUUGUUGAAGUAGAGACAGAAAGAACGGUUAAUGUGCUUGACUUUUUUUCAUCGGAGUGGAAAUGGAGGGGAUGGAUGCGAGAGGGUUUGAUUGGGCCACAAAACUCAGGGGCCAAACAAAUAUCUAUUUCCCAUAAUACUGUCAGUAACAAAAA
This is a messenger RNA of Spea bombifrons (plains spadefoot toad), 1356 nucleotides long. RefSeq names its product major intrinsic protein of lens fiber (gene MIP). Gene Ontology annotation, biological process: transmembrane transport. Gene Ontology annotation, molecular function: water channel activity. Gene Ontology annotation, cellular component: apical plasma membrane; plasma membrane. The coding region runs from base 262 to 1053 and encodes 263 amino acids. The transcript has 4 exons. The record is from RefSeq and is a predicted model, not a curated record. NCBI's taxonomy places the organism in Eukaryota, Metazoa, Chordata, Amphibia, Anura, Pelobatidae.